AUGUUGACCCAGCGAGAGAAAACCGUGGUUUCUACUGCCGUCAUAGCAGCCGUAGGUGUCGGUGUACUGUUCGUACUAUCACGCUACCGCCGUGGCAUUAUGAGUCGGCUGAGGGCACUGAACCAACGGGAUCCGCUUCGUGGACAGCAGGUGCACAUCAUCAAUACGACCGAUGACUGUCGCAUAAUUGUGGAGAAGCUACAAAGACACUGCAAGGAGUACAAUGUGCUAGGAUUCGAUUGCGAAUGGGUCAGCUAUCAGGGAAAGAGACGACCGGUAGCCCUGCUUCAACUCGCCUCCCAUCGUGGCCUCUGCGCCCUGAUACGGCUGUCUAUGAUCAACAGGAUACCACAGGAACUAUACGAUCUUCUAAAUGACGACAAUAUUAUCAAGGUAGGGGUGUCCCCGUACGAAGAUGCGCGCGUACUACGGGAAGAUUACCGGCUGAAGGUGGAAAGUACGCUCGAUUUGCGAUAUAUGGCAGAACAGGCUGGACUGGAGCCGCUCGGAAUAGCGCGUCUGGCCAACGAGGUGCUAGGAAUAACGCUGGACAAACAUUGGAAAAUCCGGUGCUCCGAUUGGGAGACGCCGGAGCUGUCCGAAAGACAAGUUAAGUAUGCUGCCAGCGAUGCCCACGUGGCGGUGGAGAUGUUCAAAAAACUAUCGUACAAACUAGUCCCUCACUACCCAUGGACAAGCCGAAAGGUAGUGCUUGAACAGGUGUUGGAGGAAAUGGAUUGCUUCAUGGACCAACCGCACAAUAAUCGCAGAUCUAAACCGGGAGGAAGCUCCAAAGCGAAGAAGUUACUCCAAGCCCAAAAUAAUCAGAAAACGAACAAACGAUACCACUCAACACGCUCGAAGCCACUGUACCACAACUGUUUGAUGCAGGCUCCUGACGGUGAGCUGCUGUGCACGUGUGAUCGACGCAAGGCGGAGUGGUAUGUCCAGCGUGAGCUUGGUGAUCUUGUGAGCGAGGAUCCGUACACGGUGCGGUUGCGGUUUGAGCCCGCCGGCCGGGCAGUGGAUGAGGCUGGGAAAUACUAUCUGCAAGCGAAAGAAAACAUAUGUGUGGUGUGUGGGGCAAAAUCAAGCUUCAACCGCAAGAACAUUGUGCCGCGAGACUAUCGUAAACAUUUUCCUGUAGUAAUGAAAGAGCACGUUUCGCACGAUGUGCUGCUGUUGUGUGCGGACUGUCACCAGAGAAGCAGCCUUUGCGACGAACGACUGCGCCAGGAAUUAGCCGAGCUGUGUAAUGCACCUCUUCCGGGUCAAAAGAAUGGUUCGAAGGAGAUUCGCAUUGAGUCCAUGGCGGAGAUUCGGAAGGCAGCACGUGCUCUGCUGAAUAGUGCCGCAAAGAUUCCUCCAGAACGGAAACAGGUACUCGAGGAGCGACUACUAUCGUUACUGAACAGUUUGGGAUCCGAGGCCACGGGAGAAACGGGUCUGUCCGAUACAUUGACCGGACCACAAAUCACGGAGCUCACACAUACCUUGCUGGAAGAGUACAGUAACAUUGAUGUAUCGGUUCGCAACGAGCUGUAUUGUGCGCACGGUGAGCGUGUGGUAGAGCACUUCAAGAAGACUCCGGGAGGAUUAAUGCAGCUGGAGCGCAGAUGGCGGGAACAUUUCCUCGACACAAUGCGUCCAAAGCAUUUGCCACAGCUUUGGUCGGUAGAUCACAACUACAAACGACUUGAAAUCCGUGCCGUCGAAGGGAGAGUGAAUGUUGAGGAUCUCGCGAUUGCCGGCAUCAGCCUCAAUUCUUCACCUUCGACCUCGGCAACAUAUUCGAGCCGAUCGUACAGCUUUACGAACAUCUCACAUACCAACGGGAGCCGUACGAACAGUGGCAUUGGCACCACAGAUAAUCCUGCAACAUCGACUCGAUUUUACUCGAAUGAACAAUCGCAAAGCACUAACGGACACACCGGCACUAUAACGGGCGCUUCGCCCUACACAACACAGUACAAAUCGAUUGUUCAGCCACGACCCGACGCUCGAUGGUCAAUGGGAACCGAUGACACAACGUCCGUCGAUCCGACACAGUUUAAAACGAUCCACAACCAAUCAACGCUUCCGCACUAUACCGAUCAGGGCGCAGCGGGACCGUUUCUACAGGUAGACAGCGAACCGGCAACGGAGCGAGAUUUUGCAUCGCUUCAGCUCACUUACGAUAGUGACGAUUCCAACUCGACCCUUUCGCAACCGUCGUCUACGCUGCUCAACUCCAACGGUGUGUUCCCGGAUGAGGAGGACGAGGAUGACGAAGAAGCUGACGAGCGUUGUUUGAACGCGGUUGACAGUCUUGCGACCGAUAGUUCUUCCUCGUCCAAUGCGGCCAGAGCAAAUCAAGGCGAACAUCAGGCCACUGCACGCAGUCACCAGAUGGCUUGA
This is a messenger RNA of Anopheles marshallii, 2397 nucleotides long. It is a transcript of the gene Exd2, whose product is annotated as exonuclease 3'-5' domain-containing protein 2. The coding region runs from base 1 to 2397 and encodes 798 amino acids. Gene Ontology annotation, biological process: nucleobase-containing compound metabolic process. The record is from RefSeq and is a predicted model, not a curated record. Gene Ontology annotation, molecular function: nucleic acid binding; 3'-5' exonuclease activity. Lineage: Eukaryota; Metazoa; Arthropoda; Insecta; Diptera; Culicidae. The transcript is spliced from 7 exons. Gene Ontology annotation, cellular component: nucleus; cytoplasm.